Aegilops tauschii subsp. strangulata is the source of this 4972-nucleotide messenger RNA. Its product is annotated as ABC transporter D family member 1. Gene Ontology annotation, biological process: peroxisome organization; very long-chain fatty acid catabolic process; fatty acid beta-oxidation. NCBI's taxonomy places the organism in Eukaryota, Viridiplantae, Streptophyta, Magnoliopsida, Poales, Poaceae. Gene Ontology annotation, molecular function: ATP binding; ATP hydrolysis activity; long-chain fatty acid transmembrane transporter activity. The record is from RefSeq and is a predicted model, not a curated record. Gene Ontology annotation, cellular component: peroxisomal membrane.
UCUCAUCAACUUGUCUCUCGUACUCACCAUUUUUUUACUCCCCCAAUCUCCUCUCCUCUUUCCCUCUACCCGCCUCCCUUGCUUCCCGGCAUCUACUGCCCCACCGCCGGGGAUCUCGCCGCCGAGAUCGAGGUCACCACCCCUCAAGAUUCCCCUCCACCGGCUGCGCGCCCCACUUCGCCCUCCCGCGGCGAUCUCGGAGGCGGUUGAGCCGCCCCUUCUCUGCUCCCGUCCCGGUUCCGGCGGGCGCACGCAGAAAGGGCCGGCGACGAUGCGCCGCGAGGAAGGGAGGCGCGGCUCGGCUCCGCGUCGCUGCCGUAGAUAGCAAGAUCUUCUCCCCCUCCGGCGGUGAGCCCGGCCUGCUGCUCCGGGGAGGUCGCGCCUCGCGGCCUGCCGCUGCUCCGGGGAGAUGCCGUCCCUGCAGCUGCUGCAGCUCACCGAGCGCGGGCGGGGGCUCCUGGCGUCCCGGAGGAGGACGCUGGCGGUUGUCUCCGGCGCGCUGGUCGCCGGCGGGGCGUUGGCGUACGCGCGGUCGGGCCGAGGCCAAAGGAGGAGAGGCCGUCCGGAAGCCGCCAAUGACGGUGAUGAUGCAUUGGCCAGGAAUGGGGAAAGGCUGGGUCACAACGGCACGGAUGGCCGGUUGUCCGGGACGACGAAGCGGAGGAAGAGCGCGCUCAAGUCCUUGCAUUUCUUGGCCGCUAUCCUGCUCAAGAAGAUUGGCCCGAAUGGCACGCGAUACCUUCUUGGCUUGAUGCUGACAGCAGUGCUGCGUACUGCUGUCGGGCAUAGAUUAGCAAAAGUUCAAGGCUUUCUGUUUAAAGCGGCAUUUCUUCGGCGUGUUCCAACCUUUACACGCCUAAUUAUAGAAAAUCUGAUCUUAUGCUUUCUCCAAUCAGCAGUAUACCAGACCUCAAAAUACCUAACUGGGUCUCUGAACUUGCGCUUCAAGAAAAUUUUAACAGACCUCGUCCAUGCCGAUUAUUUCCAGAAUAUGGUUUACUACAAGAUCUCUCAUGUGGAUCAUCGAAUAUCAAACCCGGAGCAAAGGAUUGCGAGUGAUAUACCAAAGUUCUGUUCUGAACUUAGUGAACUUGUACAGGAUGAUCUGGCUGCAGUUGCAGAAGGGUUGAUAUAUACCUGGCGUCUCUGUUCUUAUGCUAGUCCAAAAUACAUGCUUUGGAUUCUGGGAUAUAUACUAGUUGCUGGUGGAGCAAUUAGAAAUUUCUCUCCUGCUUUUGGAAAGAUGAAAUCUACAGAGCAGCACUUAGAAGGGGAGUAUCGUCAACUUCAUUCACGCUUAAGAACUCAUGCUGAGAGUGUAGCAUUUUAUGGUGGUGAGAAGAGAGAAGAAUAUCAUAUUAUGCACCGAUUCCGAGCUCUUGUUGGGCACUUGAAGCAUGUACUCCAUGAAAACUGGUGGUUCGGCAUGAUUCAAGAUUUCUUUCUGAAGUACUUUGGUGCCACUGUAGCAGUUGUUCUUAUUAUCGAACCGUUCUUCUCCGGCGACCUUAGACCUGAUUCAUCUACACUAGGAAGGGCUGAUAUGUUGAGUAACCUUCGAUACCACACGAGCGUGAUCAUAGCACUAUUUCAGUCUCUCGGGACCCUUUCUAUCAGCUCUAGGCGUUUGAAUAUCCUGAGUGGCUAUGCAGACCGGAUUCGUGAGUUACUAGAUGUUUCACGUGAGCUGUCUGGGGUCCGUGAUAGAUCGUUGAAUCACAGCUCUUCUGUUGGGAAUUACAUCAGCGAAGCAAACCAUAUAGAAUUUUCCGGUGUUAAGGUGGUGACACCUGCUGGGAAUGUUUUGGUUGAUGAUUUAACUCUCCGAGUGGAAACUGGAUCUAAUCUAUUAAUCACCGGUCCCAAUGGUAGUGGAAAAAGCUCCCUUUUUCGGGUUCUUGGGGGCCUAUGGCCACUGGUAUCUGGCCAUAUUGUCAAGCCUGGUGUUGGUUCCGAUCUUAACAAGGAAAUCUUUUAUGUCCCACAAAGGCCAUACACAGCAGUUGGCACACUUCGCGAACAGCUAAUCUAUCCUCUCACAGCAGAUCAGGAGACUGAACCACUUAGCUAUGAUGGCAUGGUGGACCUUCUAAAGAAUGUUGAUCUGGAAUACUUGCUAGAACGUUAUCCUCUUGACAAGGAAGUUAACUGGGGUGAUGAGCUAUCCCUUGGCGAGCAACAAAGAUUAGGAAUGGCCAGGCUGUUCUACCAUAAGCCAAAGUUUGCUAUUCUUGAUGAGUGUACUAGUGCUGUGACAAUUGACAUGGAAGAACGUUUUUGCAAAAAGGUUCGAGCGAUGGGAACAUCAUGCAUAACAAUAUCUCAUCGCCCAGCGUUAGUUGCAUUUCAUAAUAUUGUUUUGUCAUUGGACGGUGAAGGAGGGUGGGAUGUUCAGCACAGAAGGGAUGACUCAUCCUUUUACACUGAAGAGUCUGAACUUACAUCACUGGAAACUGAACGUAAAUCGGAUGCCCUAACUGUUCAAAGGGCUUUUAUGAACAGGGCAAAGAGCAAUGCUUCGUUAAGGUCCAAGGAUUCCUACUCUACAAAGGUCAUAGCAACUUCCCCCAAGUUGGAAACAGGACAAACAGUACGAACACCUGUAAUCCCACAUUUGCAGUGCUCCCCAAGGCCUCUGCCUCUGAGAGCAGCUGCAAUGCUCAAAAUAUUGGUUCCUAAAUUACUUGACAAACAAGGAGGGCAGUUGCUUGCUGUCGCUCUACUUAUUUUCUCUCGCACUGUGAUCUCGGAUCGUAUUGCUUCACUGAAUGGGACUACUGUGAAGUUUGUCUUGGAGCAGGAUAAAGCUGCUUUUGUUCGGUUAGUUGGUGUCAGUGUUCUGCAGAGUGCUGCCAAUUCUUUUGUUGCACCAUCUCUGAGAACCCUUACUUCAAGACUUGCCCUUGGAUGGCGUAUUCGUUUGACCAACCAUUUGCUUCAAUAUUAUUUGAGAAGAAAUGCAUUCUACAAGGUAUUCAAUAUGUCAGGUAAAAGUAUCGAUGCAGACCAAAGAUUAACACUUGAUGUGGAUAAGUUGACCACUGACCUUGCUGGCUUGGUUACUGGAAUGGUAAAACCACUAGUUGACAUUCUUUGGUUUACAUGGAGAAUGAAGCUUUUGUCCGGCCGAAGAGGAGUUGGUAUAUUGUAUGCUUACAUGUUACUAGGAUUGGGUUUCCUGAGAGCUAUAUCACCCGACUUUGGUCAUCUUGCAAGCGAAGAACAAGAACUUGAAGGAACAUUCAGGUUUAUGCACUCGAGGCUGCGGACACAUGCUGAAUCAAUUGCUUUCUUUGGUGGUGGUUCAAGAGAAAAGGCUAUGGUUGAGGCUAAAUUCAUGAAAUUGCUUAACCACUCAAAGGUUCUGUUGAGAAAGCAAUGGCUUUAUGGUAUUGUUGAUGAUUUUGUGACAAAGCAACUCCCACACAAUGUGACAUGGGGUCUGAGUUUGUUAUAUGCUCUGGAGCACAAGGGAGACAGAGCUUUGACUUCAACACAAGGAGAGCUGGCACAUGCUCUGCGGUUCUUGGCAUCAGUGGUGUCACAAAGCUUCAUAGCCUUCGGUGACAUUCUUGAGUUGCAUAAGAAAUUCCUUGAACUUUCUGGUGGGAUUAACCGGAUCUUUGAACUCGAGGAGAUUUUGCGUGUAGCUCAAAAGGGUAAGUUUCAGUUAGAUACCCCAGUGCCUUCCAGUGCCAUUAGUGCAGCCUCAGCCGAAAUUAUUGAAUUCCAUGAAGUGGAUAUUGUAACACCUUCGCAGAAGCUAUUGGCUAGGAAGCUGUCAUGCAGUGUGGUACAAGGGAAAAGCCUUCUUUUGACUGGCCCCAAUGGUACCGGGAAGAGCUCUGUGUUUAGGGUGCUCAGAGAUUUAUGGCCUGCCUUUUCUGGGAGAGUUACCAAGCCCUCUGAAGGGAUGUUCCAUGUUCCUCAGAGUCCAUACACCAGCCUGGGAACUCUUAGGGAUCAGAUCAUAUACCCUCUGUCAAGGGAGGAAGCAGAGAUGAAGAUUCUUUCAUUAUAUAAAGCUAGCAACAGGUCUAGUGCUCCUGAGUUGCUAGAUGACCACCUGAAGACGGUUCUUGUGAAUGUCCGGUUGGUCUACCUUCUAGAGAGAGAAGGCUGGGACUCUACCCCAAACUGGGAAGACGUUUUGUCGCUGGGAGAACAGCAGAGGCUUGGGAUGGCUCGUUUGUUCUUCCACCAUCCAAAAUUCGGCAUCCUCGACGAGUGCACAAACGCUACGAGUGUUGAUGUUGAAGAGCAUCUGUACAGGCUAGCAACAGACAUGGGCAUAACUGUGAUCACUUCGUCACAAAGGCCUGCUCUCAUACCCUUCCACUCCGUGGAGUUAAAGCUCAUCGACGGCGAGGGAAACUGGGAGCUGUGCGAGAUCCAGCAUUGAUUGACGCCACCAGCUAGAGUUUUAUCGGCUCUCAGUCACUUAUGCCGUACGGAAGAAGAUGCUGCUGCUGCUGCUACUGGUGCUGCAGCAAUUUGUUCAUAACAGGUGGCCCUCACGGACCGUCUGAAAGCUGGAGCAGUCUGUACAUCUGCGAAGCAGUUCGAAACAAAGAAAUGAAUCCUUGCCAGGAACUCAAAAGACGCAGAACAUGUCGGUCGUAGUCUAGUUAUACCGAAUUUAGUAACAAACUGAACGAGCAGGUGAUGACGGUAAACCGGAUGCUUAGGAUUGAGAGGUGUUUCAGUUUGGAGGUGUGGAGUGAAGUAGGAAGAGUGUAUAGCAGCAGUACAUAAUCUCAGAGCAGCUGUUAAUGUUAAUUCAUCCAUCCUAUUAUUGAUUGAUUCCAAGAUAGUGUAGUACAUAUGGAAUAAAUUUGGCUGUUCUUGCCAUCAUCUUCAUUGUUGUCGUCGUCGUCAGAAAAGAUCGUGUAAACAAAAAGGCAGGAAAUUAUGGAAUAAGUUAUUGGUUGUUGCCAUCACCAAACUGCAAUUGAAUGUUUCUUUUGCAUCA